AUCAUCAUCAUCACCACUACCAUUCUCUCAUUAUAUAUAAAAAUAAAAAUAAAAUUCUCUCUACAGAAAAGAAUUUAUGCAACAGAAAAAGCGCGGUAAAAAAGCACAUCAUUUUUUGCAGUCUGAAACGGUACUCGUACGUGCGCAGAGAGGGGGAAUAUUAGUAAUAUCUGAAUUUAGUGAGCUGCGAGGGUUCAAUUUCUUAGCAAUCAAUUGUGGCGUAGAGAGAGAAGGCUAUCAAGAGGAGUUGAAGAUAUUCUGGAGAAUUCUCGCAUGGGAAGGUUCUCCUGAAACUGGUAGGAAUUGGAGAGAUCAGUCAUGGAAAGCGCGGCAGCGGCGGGGGAGAGAAAGAGGAAGGUUUAUUUAGGUGAAUCGGAGUUAUCGGCGUCGUCGAUUCAUCUGAAGGCUCCGCGGUUGGAUGACGUGGCGUCGGCGAGUUCAGGAGAUUUGUCUUACGAGACAGUCGGAGGAGACGAUGCCUUUGCGUCUUGUUGCACAAGUAACGGAUCCGGUGAUCUGACGAAGGAGACAUCGAAAUUCGUAGAUCUGGAGGACAAUGAGGCGACUGUGGAGUUCCUCACGACUUCGGCUGGUGAUUCGUUGGAUUGCCGAGAGAGAAGUGAAACGACGCCGGUGAGAGAGGCUCGAGGCGAGUCAGGCGAGCUGGAGUCAAUACGUGAACCAGAUCCUCGCCGUCAUUCUGCAGAGACGAAAAUGCCAUCAGAAGCUGAGCUUGAGGAAUUCUUUGCCGCGGCUGAGAAGAACAUCCAGCAAAAAUUCAUUGACAAGUACAACUAUGACAUAGUGAAGGACCAGCCCCUUGAGGGGCGGUACGAAUGGGUCCUUGUUCCAGUGAGGCCAGAAUAACCAACAACGCCAUGUUCUUCCACUAAUUUCAAUCUGAAGCUUUUAGGUUUGCUUAAUUUCUUGCUCAGAUUCGUACAGCUAGCUGUUCAAUCUCUAUCUCUACCGUAGAGAAGAAGUAUCAAAGUUUUAUUUCCUUUAUUUUUUCUAGUAUAAGGUAAGUUGUUUAGUCUUGCAGUCGAAUGGAAAUUCACUCUCUUCUGGGGAAAAAUUUGAAUAUUCAACCACUUCAAUAAAUGCACUUUCUUUCA
Salvia hispanica is the source of this 1115-nucleotide messenger RNA. RefSeq names its product cyclin-dependent kinase inhibitor 6-like. Gene Ontology annotation, biological process: negative regulation of cyclin-dependent protein serine/threonine kinase activity. Gene Ontology annotation, molecular function: cyclin-dependent protein serine/threonine kinase inhibitor activity. Gene Ontology annotation, cellular component: nucleus. The record is from RefSeq and is a predicted model, not a curated record. Lineage: Eukaryota; Viridiplantae; Streptophyta; Magnoliopsida; Lamiales; Lamiaceae.